CAACCCCUCUCUCUCUCUCUCUCUCCAAACACAAACACACUCUCUCUCUCUCUUUCUCACGCAACAAACACACUCACUCACUCACUCUCUCUCUCUCUCUCUCUGACAGUGAUAAUAUCUAUGGCUAGCAACAGAGACAGAGAAGAAGCUCUGACAUUCACGAACCCAUCUUCACCAAUCACAGUCUCGGAAUCACUUGACAGCUACCUCACCGACCCAAAUUCUCUCAUCAGCAGCGCCUCCGGGAGCUUCCAGAACGAAGGGUUAUUAUCUGGUGGAGCCGAUACCGUCAGUGACGCUGAGUUCGGUUUCUCUCGCCUGGACUUCAGGACGAGUCGACUCGCCGGCUCCGUCGAGUUCUACCAGCGCCACGUCUUCCUUUGCUACAAGAACCCCAAGGUUUGGCCCGCAAGAAUCGAAGCCUCUGAAUUCGAUCGUGUUCCCAGGUUGCUCUCUGCUGCUGUAAUGGCUAAGAAAGCUGAUAUGAACAAAGAGACCCGCUUGACAAUAUGUGAGGGACAUGAUGGAACCGAGACAUCAAAUGGGGAUGUACUAAUCUUUCCAGACAUGAUAAGAUACAGGAGAUUGACACAUUUUGAUGUUGACACAUUUGUUGAGGAAGUGCUUGUGAAGGAUGGUGAAUGGCUACCUGGAACUCCUGAAAGAUUAAAGGGUUCAUACGUUUUUGUAUGUUCUCAUGGGUCCCGAGAUCGCCGUUGUGGAGUUUGUGGACCUGCCCUAGUCGGUAGAUUCAAAGAAGAGAUAGAAUUACGUGGUCUUCAAAGUAAAAUUUCUGUUAGUCCAUGCUCACACAUUGGGGGACAUCAGUAUGCAGGAAAUGUUAUCAUAUUUGGAUCAAAAAUCAAUGGAGAAGUCACUGGACACUGGUAUGGUUAUGUCACUCCAGAGGAUGUACCUGUGUUGCUUGAGCAGCAUAUUUUGAAAGGAGAAAUUGUAAAUGGGCUGUGGAGGGGUCAGAUGGGAUUAUCAGAAGAGGAACAGAAUAAAUCCUAUGAACUUAGGCAAAAUUUAAAUGGCGAGACAAAUGUUGGGAAUAAAACUGAAGAACUGACACAAACACAUAAAAGUGAGAUGCACACUGCUGCUUGUCAAUCUCAACCUGAGGAAAUGGGGUGUUGCCAGGAAAAUGGAAACUCGUACUGCUGUGAGUACCCUGCAUUUCCAGAAAAGCUAGAGACUCAAGAUGCCAAUGUGGGUACAGCAAAGGUGAUAUCCGAUAAAAAGAGUAGCAAGAAACUAAAUUCCAGGAUCAAUGGUGUUAAAGGGGGUAGUGCACGCAAAGUUUGUGCGAUGCCAACAUGGUUUGACAGCUGGGAGCGAGAAGAUAUGUAUGCAGCUCUCGCUGUUGUUUGUGCUGCAGCAUCGGUUGCCAUUGCCUAUAGUUGCUACAAACAGUUGUAGAUAAACUUCAAAGCCAAUCUCUAUAUUGUGUUCAUGAUAUAACGGGUUAGAGUACUCUUCCCUUUGUUGUCUCCAAUCUUUAUAAGAUACCAAUGUCACUUCAUGAUGUAAUGCCUCUGCAAAAGAGCCUUUGACUUAGAAGCACAAGUGUUUGGAUAAAAUCAUCAAAAUGAUGUAUAAAAAUGUCGGCUUUGCCUCGGGGCACUUAAAUUA
Messenger RNA from Quercus robur (English oak), 1635 nucleotides. RefSeq names its product altered inheritance of mitochondria protein 32-like. The record is from RefSeq and is a predicted model, not a curated record. Bases 121 to 1422 code for a protein of 433 amino acids. NCBI's taxonomy places the organism in Eukaryota, Viridiplantae, Streptophyta, Magnoliopsida, Fagales, Fagaceae. The transcript has 5 exons.